UGUUUAGGCAGUAGGGAGUUUCUGCUAGGGUCUGGAUUUUGGAACUACACACACACCGGACCCUACCCUGUAUGAGUGGUGUCUGAGGAGCAAAAAAGGAUUCCCCCUCUGUCUACAAAGAAUCUACAUGUCUAAUAUUUAGAUAUGUUCAGCUUUGUGGAUAUUCGGUUAGCGCUGCUGCUCAGCGCAGCAGUGCUUUUGGCGAGAGGUCAAGGAGAGGAUGACAUCACGUAUGGCAGCUGCACAUUAGACGGACAGUUGUACAACGACAAGGACGUAUGGAAACCAGAGCCCUGCCAGAUCUGCGUCUGCGACAGCGGAACCGUCAUGUGCGACGAGGUGAUCUGUGAGGACACCUCCGACUGCGCCGACCCCAUCAUCCCAGACGGAGAGUGCUGCCCUAUCUGCCCCGACACCGAUGGACCUCAGGAUCCUACAGUAGUCGAUGAGCCACCAACAAAGGGAGAUAAUGGCGACAAGGGAGACAAGGGUCCCGCUGGUCCUCCUGGCAACGAUGGACUGGAUGGACAGCCUGGUCUUCCUGGACCUGCUGGACCCCCUGGCCCCCCUGGCCUUGGCGGAAACUUCUCUCCUCAGAUGAGUUACACUGACCACUCCAAAUCCAGCGGCCCACCUGUCCCUGGCCCAAUGGGUCCUAUGGGUCAACGUGGUUCUCCUGGACCCCCUGGCUCCUCCGGUCCUCAGGGUUUCAACGGCCCCCCCGGAGAGCCCGGUGAGCCCGGAGCUUCUGGUCCCAUGGGUUCCCGUGGUCCCUCAGGCCCCGUUGGAAAGAACGGAGAUGAUGGUGAGCCUGGCAAAGCUGGUCGCCCCGGUGAGCGUGGAGCCGCUGGCCCCCAGGGUGGUCGUGGAUUCCCCGGAACCCCCGGACUCCCCGGCAUCAAGGGACACAGAGGAUUCAGCGGUCUGGAUGGAGCCAAGGGAGACGGUGGACCCGCUGGCCCCAAGGGAGAGUCUGGUGCAUCUGGUGAGAACGGAAUCCCCGGCGCCAUGGGUGCUCGUGGUCUUCCCGGUGAGAGAGGUCGCCCUGGAGCUCCUGGCCCCUCUGGUGCCCGUGGUAACGAUGGCAACACUGGUGGUGCUGGACCCCCUGGACCUACUGGAUCUGCUGGUGCCCCUGGCUUCCCCGGCGGUGCUGGUGCUAAAGGAGAGACCGGUGUUGCUGGAGGCCGUGGAAACGAGGGACCCCAGGGAGCCCGUGGAGAGCCUGGUAACCCAGGACCUUCUGGACCCGCUGGAGCUGCUGGUGCUGUUGGAUCUGAUGGCUCUGCUGGUGCUAAGGGUGGUCCUGGUUCUUCUGGUAUUGCUGGUGCUCCUGGUUUCCCCGGCUCUCGCGGUCCUGCUGGAGCUCAGGGAGCUGUUGGAGGUCCUGGUCCCAAGGGUAACAACGGUGAUCACGGUGCCUCAGGUCCUAAGGGAGAGCCUGGUACCAAGGGAGAGCCUGGCCCCGCUGGAGUUCAGGGACUUCCCGGCCCAUCUGGUGAGGAAGGCAAGAGAGGAGGACGUGGAGAGCCUGGUGGUGCUGGAGCUCGUGGACCCAAUGGAGAGCGCGGCGGUCCUGGUGCUCGUGGUUUCCCUGGUGCUGAUGGUUCUGCUGGUGGCAAGGGAGCCCCUGGUGAGCGUGGAGCCAACGGAGCUUUGGGAGCUCAGGGAGCCACUGGUGAGUCUGGAAGCUCUGGUGCUCCUGGCGCACCUGGAUCCAAGGGUAUGACUGGUAGCCCCGGAAGCUCUGGCGCUGACGGCAAAGGUGGACCUGCUGGUCCCGCUGGACAAGAUGGACGCCCCGGACCUGCUGGAUCUACUGGAUCCAGAGGACAGCCUGGAGUUAUGGGAUUCCCCGGACCCAAGGGAGUUAAUGGUGAUGGUGGUAAGCCCGGAGAGAGAGGACCCGCUGGUGCCCUUGGCUCUGUCGGUGCUCCUGGCAAAGACGGUGAUGUUGGUGCUCCUGGACCUUCUGGUAUUGGUGGACCUGCUGGAGAGAAAGGAGAGCAGGGACCUGUUGGUUCUCCCGGAUUCCAGGGUCUUCCUGGACCCCAAGGUGCUACUGGUGAGACUGGCAAGCCCGGUGAGCAGGGCGGUCCCGGUGAGGUUGGACCCCACGGCCCAUCUGGAUCAAGAGGCGACAGAGGUUUCCCUGGUGAGCGCGGAGCCCCCGGCGUCGCUGGCCCAACCGGAAGCCGUGGUGCUCCUGGACCUGCUGGUAGCGAUGGAGCCAAGGGAGAGCCUGGUGCUGGCGGUGCCCCCGGUGGCAAUGGAUCCCCCGGUAUGCAGGGAAUGCCCGGUGAGCGAGGAGCUUCUGGUCUCCCCGGUGCCAAGGGAGAGAGAGGUGAUGGUGGAGUUAAGGGAGUUGAUGGCGGUGCUGGCAAAGAUGGCGGUCGCGGUAUGAGCGGUGCUAUUGGAGUCCCUGGACCCCCUGGUGCUCAGGGUGAGAAGGGUGAGGGCGGUGCCGUUGGAGUUUCUGGACCCACCGGUCCUCGUGGUGCCCCUGGCGAGCGUGGAGAGACUGGACCCUCUGGACCUGCUGGAUUCGCUGGAUCUCCUGGUGCUGAUGGUCAGCCUGGUGCCAAGGGAGAGUCUGGUGACUCUGGACCCAAGGGAGACGGUGGUGCUCCUGGACCCUCUGGACCCGUUGGAGGUGGUGGACCUCAGGGACCAGGUGGUCCCUCUGGACCUAAAGGUGCUCGCGGUGGUGCUGGACCCCCUGGUGCUACUGGUUUCCCCGGACCCGCUGGCAGAGUUGGACCCCCUGGCCCCUCUGGAGCUGCUGGACCCCCUGGACCCGUCGGACCCGUUGGCAAAGACGGAGCAAGAGGAGGCCGUGGUGAGACUGGAACCGCCGGUCGCCCUGGUGAGGCUGGUACUGCUGGAGCCCCAGGACCCGGUGGAGAGAAGGGAUCUCCCGGCUCUGAUGGAUCCCCUGGCUCCAGUGGUAUCCCCGGACCCCAAGGUAUUGCUGGAUCUCGUGGUAUUGUCGGUCUCCCCGGACAGCGUGGAGAGCGUGGUUUCUCCGGUCUUGCUGGACCAUCUGGUGAGCCUGGAAAGCAGGGACCUUCUGGACUUCAUGGAGAGCGUGGACCCCCCGGACCUGCUGGACCCCCUGGACUGUCCGGUGCUACCGGAGAGGCUGGUCGUGAGGGAUCUACUGGACACGAUGGCGCCCCUGGUCGCGAUGGAUCUGCUGGACCCAAGGGAGACCGUGGUGAGAGUGGCAACUCUGGAGCCCCUGGACCCCCUGGCGCUCCUGGAGCCCCCGGACCUGCCGGCCAAUCUGGCAAGGGUGGUGACCGUGGAGAGACUGGUGCCGCUGGUAACGCCGGUCCUGGUGGCCCUGCUGGUGUCCGUGGUCCCGCUGGCCCUGCUGGUGGAAAGGGAGACAGAGGAGAGGCUGGUGAGGCUGGAGAUAGAGGACACAAGGGACACAGAGGAUUCACCGGAAUGCAGGGUCUGCCCGGUACUUCUGGAGGUUCUGGAGAGAGAGGACCCGCUGGUGUCUCUGGACCUGCUGGACCUAGAGGACCUUCUGGAUCUAAUGGUGCCCCUGGUAAGGAUGGCAUGAACGGUCUGCCUGGACCCAUCGGACCCCCUGGACCUCGCGGUCGCAAUGGAGAGAUGGGACCUUCCGGUCCUCCUGGAUCUCCCGGACCUGCUGGACCCCCCGGACCUCCCGGCAGCGGAUUCGACUUCAUCAGCCAGCCCAUUCAGGAGAAGGCACCCGAUCCCUUCCGUAGCGGCGGCCACUACCGCGCUGACGACCCCAACGUGAUGCAAGAUCGCGACAUGGAGGUCGAUGGCACCCUCAAGACCCUGACCCAGCGGGUGGAGAAGAUCCGCAGCCCCGACGGCUCUCAGAAGAGCCCAGUCCGCAUGUGCCGUGACCUGAAGAUGGCCCACCCCGAGCUGAAGAGCGACUUGUACUGGGUUGACCCCAACCAGGGCUCACCUCUGGAUGCCAUCAAGGUCCACUGCAACAUGGAGACUGGCGAGACUUGCAUCUACCCCACCGAGUCCAGCGUGCCCAUGCAGAACUGGUACCUCAGCAAGAACAUCAGAGAGAAGAAGCACAUCUGGUUCAGCGAGUCCAUGACCGGUGGAUUCCAGUUCCAGUAUGGCAGCGAGGGAGCUGAUUCCGAGGAUGUCAGCAUCCAGAUGACCUUCAUGCGCCUGAUGUCCAACCAGGCCUCUCAGAACGUGACAUACCACUGCAAGAACAGCAUCGCCUACAUGGACUCCGCCACCGGCAACCUGAAGAAGGCCAUCCUUCUCCAGGGAUCCAACGACGUCGAGAUCAGAGCCGAGGGCAACAGCCGCUUCACAUACAGCGUCAGCGAGGAUGGCUGCACGUCACACACUGGCACAUGGGGCAAGACAGUCAUCGACUACAAGACAUCAAAAACAUCCCGCCUGCCCAUCAUUGACAUUGCUCCUAUGGAUGUUGGUGCACCUGAUCAGGAAUUUGGCGUCGAAGUUGGCCCCGUUUGCUUCUUGUAAAAAAGAAAGAAAUAUGGACAUGACAUUGUUGUUUUUUUUCUAGCAGUCAUCUCUAAAUCCUUUUUCUAUGCAUUCAAAACUCAUUCGGCUGCCAUUGGUCCACAUGCUUUAAAAACCACUCUACGGAAGACCAUGUUUGUGUUUUUCCAAUCAUGAGAAGCUUUUGGGACUGCUACUUCAACCAAAAAACCAACUACACGGACACUUUAAAAAGAAUCUUUUGUUUCCACUGGCAACAAGAAAAUAAUAUAUAUACUUGUGUAAAAUUUCCCCCUGGAGAUUUAGGAAAAAAACAAAAGAUCCACACGCAAUGAAACACAGGUCACUUUUGCCAUUUUUUCUACCACUGCGGAAGGACAUUGAAAAACAACAAGUGAUGUGUACCAUUUUUCUGGUGUUAAAUAAAUUGUAAAAAGUGUGAAGUGUCUUCUUGUUUUAAAUUCUUGACACCUGCUCCGAUUAAGACCAGCAAAAGAGCCAAAACAAAGAAGCUUCAUAUGUAGAUGGCUACCUCAUAACAAGAAGUCACCCCCAUUUUUUUUUCUUAAAUGAAAAAGGGUAUAUUUUACACAAGUUUAUUGUCAAUCAAUCAAAGGUGCUAUUACCAUUUCAAUGAGGUCCAGUUAUUGGUGUUUGAUGGUGAAGCUCUCGCCGUCAUACUGUAAUUAUUGCCACUAAUGCCUGCAGAACCUUUGGUGCUACUAAAUUGACUCAUUGUCUUGAUGCAGUGCAAUUGUUUUCUUCUUCAAGUGUUCUGAAACGGUGAUCACUGCAGAUGUAAUGCAUGCAAUCAUGUCUUUGUAGAUAAAAAAAGCAAGUGACUCUGGUUAAAUACCAUUUCCCUGCACAUUUGUUUCAGUGUUGAUCCCUCUGUCUGUUUGACCCCCUGUGGAAAACUCCUCUUCACUAAAAAAAAAAAAAACAGCACACAUCUCCCAUCCUGUUGUUUAUGUUGUUUGUUGAUGUCUUUCGCGAAGGGUUUCUUAAAAAAGAAUUUGAAGCAGACCCACUUUCAUGGUUUAAAAGAGAGAUUCUGUACUUAUUUUGUACAUGUAUAAUAAAUUGAGAUGUUUUUAAUUAUUUUUUGGGUGCUGAAAUAAAGCAUGUGAAGUGGUCUA
This is a messenger RNA of Sebastes umbrosus (honeycomb rockfish), 5624 nucleotides long. It is a transcript of the gene col1a1b, whose product is annotated as collagen, type I, alpha 1b. The record is from RefSeq and is a predicted model, not a curated record. The transcript is spliced from 51 exons. Bases 145 to 4506 code for a protein of 1453 amino acids. NCBI's taxonomy places the organism in Eukaryota, Metazoa, Chordata, Actinopteri, Perciformes, Sebastidae. Gene Ontology annotation, molecular function: extracellular matrix structural constituent; protein binding.